CAGCUCCGCGCAGGGACAGCCGAGCCGAGCCGCGCCGGGCGUCCACCUCACAAUUUCCAGAUUCUUCCAGAGAAGAGAAUAAAAAGAAACCAGUUUUGGAAAGACUUGGAAAUUUGUUUGGUACGGGGAAAAGGAAAAAUGUCAAAAGUUCACUAGAACACACUUCACAUCGGAAAGGGGAGAGGUCAGUUUCUCCUCACAGAGUGCAGCCAGUAUACUGUAGGCACAUAAAGGAAGGACACGAAGCUCCUCAAGUACAGAAGCAAGUGAGAAACAUAAGCGCUGUUUCUGAGACGCAGGAAUAUAAUUUCAGUGGGGAGGUAGGACCACUGUAUCGUGAUACCAUUUCAGAAUGGAGUAGUAGGGGAGUCUCUUCUGACAGUGAAUGGUCAGCAGAUUGGAGCAGCAGCAGUGAAACCAUUAAAAACUCUUUCUUUGAGAGUAGCCUGAAUGUGGAAACCCCGGAACUGGAGAAGGAAUCCACCACAGAUAUAAAUAAUUCCACAACUCCAGAUUUCAUAAAAAGCUUGAGAAAUUUGUCUAAUGAAGACUUAGAAAAGAGUAUCUUAAGCCACAAGCAGCUCGUGAACACGUGGGUGUCUGAGGAGCCUGGGCAUGCAAAACCAAAGGAUUUGCCGUAUGAGUUGGAAUCUCCAGCAAGUGAACACACACAUUCUGCUAGAGUGUUAACAGUUGAUAUCUAUCUAAGAAAACCAGACGAACUCCUUAAUGAACCUGUGACUGUUACAUCAGAAGAAAAUUGUAGUGACUCGGACACAAUGGAUAAAAAAUCUGCUAAUAAAAGGUCUGGAAAAAGGAGAAAAUCUCAGUCGUCUAGUGACAUUCCAAAUGGAGAGAGAAACCAGACUGAGACUACUGCAAGAGAAGAAUCUGUUUUUGAGGAUGAUGUCCCUUCUGAGGUGUUUUCAGACAAGAUAAUAAACUCGGAAAAAAAAGCAAAGUCUCCUCAACAGACUCCUGAAAGGAAUUCCUCUUCCCCAGGUAAUAAUCAGGACCUAAAAGUUGGAUCUGCUCACAAAGGGGCAUCUAAAACUGAAGCUGACAAAGGAAAGCAGCAGAUCUCAAACGCAACCCCUGCAAGGAGAAGAUCAUAUAAAAAGAGUCAGUCGGACGCUGUCCCCAUUUCCCCUACUGGUUUGAAGGGUCAGGUAAAAGAUUAUUCCUCAAAAAGGCAACCUUUAGCAUCACCAGAGAGUAACCCCGUGACAAAAAGAACUUCGGUGGAAAAGGGAACUGUACCUGUGGCUUUUGGGGAAGACAGCUUGGAGUCUCCCAAAGUUUCUUUGGCUGAUAAGACAGAAGACACUGCCGUGGUGUUUGCUGAAGGCAGAAAUGAGACCAAGGCAGUAAAGCAUGGUAAUGGUUCAGAUGGAAGACCUUUCUUGCGUGCUGAUGGGAUUAAAAAUGGAGACCUGUGUAUGUCAGCUGAGAGACAGACAAAUUCUGAUUUAGACAGCUUGAAGCUGAAGAGUUUGGAUGCUUCCAGAACAGUCAUGACAAAGAUUAGCCUUGUAAGGGCUGCAAAGAAUCUGGGCAGAUGUCUUCAAAACUUGUUGGAGAGUCCAGCCAAACCGAAGAAUGUAGAGCUGAAUUUUAAAGCACCUACGAAUCAAGACAGUUUAGAAAGUGAGCAGGAUGCCCUUGAAAAACCAGUUAAUAAAUCUAACAGCAACAUUGCCAACAAAAUUUCCUUGUUUGAAAAUAAAUGCGCUAACCAGAGCCAGAGGCCUACUGACAUCCCUGCUUCAAAAAAUAGUACUGUACCAAGCACAUUUGUUGGCAGAGCAAAGCUGAAAUUUGGAAAACAACCUAAGGAAAGCGAACAGCCUGAUAAAAUCUUAAAUAAACAAAGCAGUCGCCAGAAGUUAUUUGAGAAUGGCACACCAGAGAAAGAAAGCACUGCAGAAUUAAAAGGCAAAAAUGAAGAAGGCUCUGCCUUUCAUGAGGAUAUUGGGAAGACAGCAGAACUUAAAGUAAAAGCUGCAAUAUCCCUUUUUAACCAAAGCAGCAAAAUUGAUGCUAGUAGUGUCUCUCUGAAGCAACCCGAUCCAGAAUUAACCACAGCUAAAAAAGAAAGUUCACCUUUUAAACUGUCUUUGCACUCACCCAGUAAAAGUGAAAAUGCUCAAGACACUUCCUACCAAAGAAAUAACACAAGCUCAGAAUUCCACAGAAAUGAAGAAAAGAUGCUGCCAAACACAGAGAUUUUAUCACCUUGCAAUGAUGAUAAAUAUCCUCUACCAUCUCCUCAGGUUUCUAGAUCAGAAUUUAAGAAGACAGAAGAUGGAGAUAAAAAGGCAAAGCCAGGAGAUUUGAGCUUUGCAGCACUGCAGUAUGAUGACAGCAGUCAAGAUAGUAUAUUGAUAUCAGAGCACAACACCAAUACACAAAAGAGCCCAGGCAAAACCUGUAAUGGAUCUGCUGAAGAUGAUAGCAUUUUUGAUUCCCCAUCUGACAUGAAGAAAUUUGCUGAAACAAUAAAAAACUUGGACAGCUCGGUUUGUUUACCCCAGAAAAAGAAGAGGUCAAAGCUUCCCAAGUCCCCAGCACCCCACUUCGCAAUGCCUCCCAUUCAUGAAGACAACUUGGAGAAAGUAUUUGAUCCUAGUGUCUUUACUUUUGGUUUGGGACUGAGGAGGGAAAAAACACAGGAUCUGUUACCGGCCCAACAAAUUAAAAUGCAAAGCCUGGAAACGAUAGCUAGAAUCAGGCCCAAGCGUGCAUCAACAGAGCAAAGUAUCAUAUUCAAAGCCCUGCAAUCAUGUAAUAGAGAGGAACCUGCCUUUACUCAGGAAAUAAAUGGAAAAGAGAACAUUGAUGGUACAGAUGGUGAAAUUAAGAGAUCCCGGCUUGAAAAAAGCUCCCUCUUCUCAAGCUUACUGUCUUCUACAUCUAAAGAAAAGUUUUUUAAUCCUUCUGUCACCUCAGUAAAUAACACCACAGCAGCUUUUACAACUGACUCUUCAGGGAUGCCUCCUUUACAACAGGAUGCUUCUGGGCCAUUUGGCAUGCCUCAAAAAUCUGAGUCUCUUUCAGAUAUGAAGUUUCCAAGUUUUGUGGAGAAGUACAUGCAAUCAGAUAGUGCAAAAAAAGAACCAAGUUUACAAAUGCCCAACUAUGGGAACCCUGAGAAAAGUUUUUCCAGCUGGUUAGGGACAAGCAGAUAUGAAUCAAAUGUCCCCACUGGUUUAUUAGAUGUGGAUGCACUUUCAAGAAAUGGACAAAGUAAAAUCAAUCCCAGACCUGGCAAGCUGGUGAUACACUGUGAAUCAGACUAUCAAAAGAAUGGUAUUGAAGUUUUCCAUGAUGUUCUGGAUUGCAGUUCUUGGGUUCUGUCACCAACAAUUUUAGUUAAAGUCAUCAGAGGAUGCUGGAUACUCUAUGAGAAACCAAAUUUUGAAGGCCCCUCUAUUCCCUUGGAAGAAGGAGAGCUGGAAAUCCCAGAUAUUUGGGGUGCAGGUACUUCUGAAGAGCAAAAUGAAUGCAAAUCUCUCAAGCCUGCAGUGAUUGGUUCAAUAAGACAUGUUGUUAAGGAUUACAGGGUUUGCCGAAUUGAUUUGUAUACAGAACCUGAAGGGUUAGGAAUCGUGACUUCCUUUUUUGACGACACUGAAGAAACAGGGGUGUUCGGCACCACUCAGAAGACUUGUUCUAUCAAAGUACACUGGGGCAUAUGGCUAAUUUAUGAAGAACCUGGUUUCCAGGGAGUCCCUUUAAUGUUGGAGCCUGGUGAAUAUCCUAAUUUAGCGUUCUGGGAGAAGAAGGAAGCCUACGUUAGGUCUAUGAGGCCCUUGAAAAUGGGUGGUCGCAAAGUUGAAUUCAGUGGAGAACCAAAGGUAAUCAUUUAUGAGAAGCCUUUCUUUGAAGGGAGACAUGUGGAAGUAGAAUCAGAGAUCUUUAUGCUUGAUGACAAGGAAUCAGAAGAAAAGACAAGACUUCCACUUACAUCAGUGGGAUCCAUGAAAGUACUGGGAGGAGUUUGGGUCGCUUAUGAGAAGCCUGGGUUUGAAGGCCAUCAGUACUUGCUGGAAGAAGGAGCGUAUCGGGAUUGGACAGACUGGGGUGGCUAUGAUGAAGAGUUGCAGUCACUGCGACCGAUUGUUGGUGACUUCACAAGUUCCCAUAUGAUUAUGUACAGUGAAAAAGACUUUGGAUCAAAGGGUUCCAAUAUUAAUGUGUUAGGAAUUAUUUCCAAUUUGAAAGACACUGGAUAUGGGCUGAGGACACAGUCUAUAAAUGUGCUAAGUGGCGUGUGGGUAGCUUAUGAGAAUCCUGAGUUUACAGGGGAGCAGUAUAUACUUGCUAAAGGGCUAUAUCCCAGCAUUGAGGCAUGGGGGGGAAAGAAUUGCAAAAUAUCUUCAGUUCAACCCAUCAUUAUGGAUAUUGUUGGAAGCGAAAGGGGUAAAGUCAAGGUCCAGUUAUUUUCAGAGCCUGAAUUCAAGGGUAACUGCCAAAUAUUUGAAAAAAACACAAGAUGUAUUGAUUCAUUUGCUGUGAAGUCUUCAAAGAUUUUAGAUGGCAGCUGCAUAGUGUAUGACCAAGAAGAAUUCUCUGGUAACCAGUAUGUGUUGGAAGAAGGAAUCUAUCCUGAUCUGACGGCGAUGGGUUGUUCACCCCAAUCAGUUCUAAAAUCUUUACGGAUUAUAAAUAUUGAGCUGUCUGAGCCGUGCAUAGCUCUUUUCGAAAAGGUGGGUUUCCAAGGAAAGAAAAUCGAAUUCAGUACAGAAAUCUUAAAUCUCCAGUUCCUGGGAUACAAUCCUCGAAUAGCUUCAGUUCAAGUCCUUGGCGGCAUAUGGAUAAUUUAUGAGCAUAGUAAUUACAGGGGGCGUCAGAUGUUGUUAUCACCGAAUGAAAUUCCAGAUUGGUAUAAAGUGAGUGGCUAUUGUCAGAUAGGUUCUCUGAGACCUUUACUGCAGAAACGUGUGUACUUCAGGCUUCGAAACAAGGAAACAGGAAAAUUCAUGUCAGCUGAUGGAAACUUAGACAAUCUGAAUCUUCUCAGAAUACAGGUUGCAGAAGAUACAGACUCAGAUGAUCAAAUCUGGGUUUAUCAGGAUGGAUUCCUAAGGUGCCGGAUGGCAGAGGAUUGCUGCUUGACAAUUGUUGGAAAUCUUAUAACUCCUGGCUCUAAACUCGGUCUGUCAUUUGAGCGGAAUGAAGACAAACAAUAUUGGCAUAUUAGUCCCGAUGGCAGGAUUUAUAGCAAGAUGAAACCCAAGCUGGUUUUAGAUAUCAAAGGGGGCGCACAAUAUGAUCGCAACCAUGUUGUUGUCAACGCAGUCAAUGAAGAAAAGUUAACGCAGUGUUGGGAACCACUAGUUGUAUAAACCCAAACAAGCAAAGAGGACGUUUGAAUUAGCCACUAUUCCAGACACUAGAAUUGGCACUGCCAUCUCUGAAGGAUACAGGAUCAACAAUGAGAGUUUUGUCUUGUCUUUGCAAUUUUAAAAAGAACAAGCAACUGAAUGAUUUCACCUCUCUAAGAUUAU
Molecule: messenger RNA, 5510 nt
Organism: Gymnogyps californianus (California condor)
Lineage: Eukaryota; Metazoa; Chordata; Aves; Accipitriformes; Cathartidae
Gene: CRYBG1
Product: crystallin beta-gamma domain containing 1
Exons: 23
Coding region: 780-5348 (1522 amino acids)
Source: RefSeq, a predicted model, not a curated record